AUGCGAGGAGACGACGCCAUGUCGGAGUGGUUCCCACGGGGAACGCAGGUGGGCCAUGACGAGCCGCUCCUCCAACAGGCAGAUGUGUGGAACGCCGCUGGCACGGAUGCUGCGGCCUUCCAGGGCUCCUCAUCCUACCUCACCCCUACCAUCCAACAACUGCCGUCGCAGGUUUACUUUGCUGUGCCCGCCAGCACCGGCGUCGAGGCAUAUCCCUUUUACCAGGGCUCCACCCCAGUCGCCGACAGAAAUGAGGCAGCCGCGGCGCCGGUCGCGGGCGGCUAUUGUCCGGACACCUGGCUGGGCAUGAACAGCGGCCCCAUGUACACAGCAUCUAGCACGGCCGAGUACGAGAGCGUGGCCUCGAUGCCGCCCACCAUGUCGAGCGCGAAAAACAACAAUAUAAUGCAGCCCCCUUGGGGCUCCCGGUGGGACCCUACGGCAGGGCUUGUCGGCGUCGAAAACGCCGUGCCCGUGUCGUCGAUGGCAUCGCCUACCGCGACCAGCCAAGGUGCUGGCGCCGACAGCGGUCCGACGAACACAGCGACUACCAGCGCAGCUCGGAAGUGCAAGCGUGCCGUCAGAGCUCGUGGUGGAACAUCGGCCUCCUCGCCCUCUGCCUCGGCCGUCAGCCCAGCUCCACCCGCGAGGGCACACGGGUUCCCGGCCGAUCAGGCGUCCUCACAGGGCGGCCCACGCAGCAGCUCCAUCACGCCCAGGCCGAGCGUCGUCCACCACAGCCCAAGCCUCAACCGCGCUCCCGACUCGGCCAGCCCGACCCUGUACCACCAAGCCUCGCCGCCAUGUCCGCCUCCUGCGACAUACUGCCUCGCCGCCGCCGCCGCCGGACAGCCGCCGCACGAGGCCAUACCAGCGUCGUCAUUAGCCGCCACGCCCAGCAUCGAGCUCGAGCUCCCGACCGGGACGGAGCUCAAGAAGCAGGACCUGCGGCGGCGGAACCGCAAGGUCGCGACAAGGUGCCGCGCAAAGUCAAAGGACGAGGAGACGUGCCUGCGCGACAACGCCUGGGAGGAUCUCCGGAGCGUGGGGCCGCCGAGCGAGGACGAGGACGAGGAUGAGGAGGACGGCGGUGGCGGUGGCGGCGAGGUCGUCAAGCAGGCCUCGCUAUAA
This is a messenger RNA of Gaeumannomyces tritici R3-111a-1, 1131 nucleotides long. RefSeq lists its product as hypothetical. NCBI's taxonomy places the organism in Eukaryota, Fungi, Ascomycota, Sordariomycetes, Magnaporthales, Magnaporthaceae. The transcript is spliced from 6 exons. The record is from RefSeq and is a predicted model, not a curated record. Bases 1 to 1131 code for a protein of 376 amino acids.